Molecule: messenger RNA, 1302 nt
Organism: Periconia digitata
Lineage: Eukaryota; Fungi; Ascomycota; Dothideomycetes; Pleosporales; Periconiaceae
Source: the annotation of a GenBank genome assembly
AUGCCAGUGACAAUUCCAUCACCUGAAUACGCGCAUAUUGCGCGUAGUUUGUGGUACGCCAAGGAGAAGCGCCCAUGCGCAUGGAUCCUUAACGUCUCCACGCACCUCCUUCCAUUACACAUCAUCCUUCUACCCAUUGUCCAAUCUAUUGAGCUACUCAACUUCAUUGAUCAAGCUGAUUCCUGGCCUGUUUGUGGUUCUUCGUCAUUGCUUAAAGUAGACGCGUCUGUCAAUUUUCCCAUAAUAAUUUCUUUUGGCUCUUUUCCUUUCCCCUCCACCAAAUCAUCAUAUGUAAUUGGCUCAAAUCCCCUCGUCGACAUGGACGGAGUCUGUACGGCAUUGAAUAUAUCGGAUGAGCAAAAAUGCACCGCGUCGGCGAUAUCCAUCAAUGGUCUGUUCUGCCGCUUCCACGCAAAACAAUGCCAGGGUCUAUAUAUCGGCUACAAGAGACGUAAUGCCCAGCUCGACUCAAUGGUAGCUUCGCCACCACAAUUCCUUGCCAAGUCCAAAUGGCAGACAGUCCAAUUCAACGACGUUGACGACGAGGAUCUUUUGGCAGAGCUUCAUGAUUACUUGUUCAAGAAGUAUGCAUUGCUCGACCGGGUUAUCCGCGCCCGCAAAUUGCACCAAUCCAGGUUCUACGCAGACAACUCCGACUUCGGUCACAAAACGUAUCUGGAUAAACUACUCAACGAUCGCCUCACCACCCUCAGAGCUCUAGAAAGACUGGAGAAGAGAACAGCCGAGGUGCUUUACCAGAAACAGAAGUGGUUCCACUGGGUUCGCCAAGAGCAAGCACAGGAAGAGCAGGCGCGUGAAAAUGAAGCUAAUCAUAUCAAACAUGAGGCGGCCAUGUUUAAGAGGCAUUGGAAGGAGUUGCAAAGCAGGUCGCGGGCCAAGAGACAGGAAGAAGAUAAGAAGCGAGAGGAGGCGUUCUUGGAGAAAGUAUUCAAGGAGCGACAGGAUGCUCGCACCGACUCAGCAGACGCAGACGAAGUUGACUGGGAUCCCAUCGAAGACGAAGUGGAAGAGGAAAAGGAGAGGUACAUUCAUUUACUGAAACAUUUACUCUGGCUUCAAGACUCUUCUGUCGAACAUUAUGAGGAGUAUGAAACUACCGUCGCCAGUGACGAGGCCCCAACGGCGGCAGAAUUUGCGCUGGAUUCUACGUUACUCUCCAAGGCGAAAAAGAAGCGUGCGAAAAAACAAGCCAAAGCGCUUGCUGUUCCAGCCCAGAAUACCAAGAAUGCUGGUGGAGAUGCGAAUGAUGAUCGAGAAAAUCGAAUCAAGAUAAUCUAAACC